Rotaria sp. Silwood1 is the source of this 1176-nucleotide messenger RNA. The record is from the annotation of a GenBank genome assembly. Lineage: Eukaryota; Metazoa; Rotifera; Eurotatoria; Philodinida; Philodinidae.
AUGGAUUACCUUCUUUUUCUCGGAUUACUUUCAUCAGCUAUUGCUAUGCGAUGGAUUAUUGCUCUAUAUCCUUAUUCAGGGUAUAACAAACCACCAAUGUUUGGAGAUUUCGAAGCACAGCGUCAUUGGAUGGAAUUAACAGUCAAUCUACCGAUUAAUGAAUGGUAUCAAGAUUCAUCUUUAAAUAAUUUAACUUAUUGGGGUUUAGAUUACCCAUUAUUAACAGCUUAUCAUUCAUAUAUUUGUGGAUGGAUUUCGAAUAAAAUUAAUCCUAUAUGGUGUGCUUUGAAAGAAUCACAUGGACAUGAAAGUAGUUCACAUAAACUAUUCAUGCGUUAUACUGUCUUUAUUGCUGAUCUUCUUAUCUAUUAUCCAGCUGUUUUCUAUGCUUAUCGAUCGGAUUUACUUAAUAAGAAUACCGCAACAAAAAAAUUUACAGUAUUAUUAACAAAUCUUUUUUAUCCUCUUUUAAUUCUAAUUGAUCAUGGUCAUUUUCAAUAUAAUUCUAUAAGCCUUGGUUUAGCAUUGAUUACAUUUGUAAUGGCUACUCAAAAAAAUUUAAUUCUUUUUUCAGCUAUGUUUUUUACAUUAUCACUUAAUUACAAACAAAUGGAACUUUAUCAUGCUAUACCUAUAUUUGUCUAUCUGUUAUCAGCAUAUUGUUUUGAAGAAAGAAAGAUCAAAUUGAAGACAUUUUUAUCAUUGGGGCUCGUUGUAAUUACAACAUUUUUUAUCAUAUGGAUACCAGUAUUAAGACAUGAGCCUCUUGCUGUCAUUAAACGACUUUUUCCAUUCGAAAGAGGUUUAUAUGAAGAUAAAGUUGCCAACUUUUGGUGUACAAUUAAUUUAAUUGUUAAACUACGAUCAAAAUUUGAUCAUGGAACAUUAGCUAAAUUAUGUUUAUUGACAACAUCAUUGAGUAUUUUACCAUCAUGUUAUAUGCUUUUUCGUCGACCAACAGUUCGAAAUUUUUAUAUUAGUCUUUCAAUUUUAUGCAUAAUAAUAACAUGUCCACUGUUAAUCGCUGCUAUUUAUAUUCAACCACCCGUACGUUAUCCAGAUUUAUGGAUUGUUCUUAUUAGUGCUUGUUCAUGUGUUUAUUUCUUGAUCAUACUUGUUCAAUUUCAUAUAUAUCAAUUCAAAGAAAUGACACUUCAAAUAAAAAAAACUAACUAA